This is a messenger RNA of Salvia hispanica, 2824 nucleotides long. NCBI's taxonomy places the organism in Eukaryota, Viridiplantae, Streptophyta, Magnoliopsida, Lamiales, Lamiaceae. The record is from RefSeq and is a predicted model, not a curated record.
AUUUCAUUCAAGUGAUGGCGGCUUAUGGUGCAGCCACUUCUGUCAAGAAUACGAUUCAGCGUAUUCUACGAUCGUCUCGGAUUUCGCUGGUUCCUCCCUCUCAACAAGUCUUACAACCAGCGUAUGAGGCCAUGGUUCGCUUGCAGAAAGUUCUACUAAAAUUGGAUGAGACGAGCUGCAGCAAGAUCAGGACGAAGGUGAAUGCUUUGGAUGACCGAAUCAAAAAGGUCAUAUGGGACUUCGAAGAUUUGGUAGAGUCCCGUUACAGCGAUCAGAUUCUUCCACAGCUCGAAAGUGUGAGAGAUCGCUUGUCUUUCUUAGUAGAUAUGCAGAGCCUGCAGCAGAGUGUUGAUUGCUUCAUCGAGAGGGUGACGGUGAUGGAGGCAGAGUAUGAUAUGGAGCUGCUGAAUAUGCCUGAAGAAGAUGGUGAACCUCUUUCCUCAAGAAUUGAUUUUGGUGGAAUCAACUCUAAUAUGGUUGGAUUAUCUCAAGAAUUUGAACAAGUCAGGGAUUAUCUAAUCAAAGAUGAUGGGAAAUGGUUAAUAUAUAGACUAUCUGAAGAAGUUGAAGAAGAAGUGAGGGAUUAUAUUACUGAUGAUGAAGGGAACUGGUUAUUAGUGACCGGGAUGGCAGGGGUAGGAAAGACAGCUCUUGCUAAGAAAAUAUUUGAUGAUCCAUCGAUUCAGAAACAUUUCGAGCUUCGAGCAUGGGUCAAAGUGGGCAGAAAGUGUGAAUUCGAUGAAACGUUACGAUGCAUUCUAGCUCAAGUGGAUCCCAACAUUCUAUCUCAAUGCAGAACCAACGAGAAGUUAAGCGGAGUCUUGGAAGAGAGAUUGAAGGAUAAGAAAUGUCUCAUUGUGUUGGAUGAUGUAUGGGAAUGGGACACAAGAGUAAUGGAUACCUUGCGAAAAGAUAAAGUCCGAAUCUUGCUUACAAGCAGGAAAACAAUUAGAGAAUAUCCAGUUCAAGUAGUACGCUUAUUGGAUGAAAGCGAAAGUAAGAAAUUACUUGGUCAGGAGAUAUUCGGUGAAGAGGGCUUCCCUCCUUACCUUGAUAAAGUGGGAGAGAAGAUUUCCGACAAAUGCGAAGGUCUUCCGCUUAUGAUAGUCACAGUUGCAAAGCUCCUAUCCAAAGAAGACAUGAGCCCACAAUACUGGACCGAUGUAGCCUAUAAACAACAUAAUUCAAUCUUUGUGGAUGCAUAUAAUCAAAUAUCAGAGGUACUUUUCCCAAGCUAUGAAUACUUACCUCAAUAUUUAAAAAUGUAUCUUCUCUAUUUGGGAGCUUUCCCUCCGUAUAGGGAUAUUGAACCAUUCACGAUCUACAAUCAGUUGAGCGCCGAGGGAUUUCUUGAACCAAUUGGACAACAAACUUGGGAAAAUUUUAUGGUCGAACGCUUGGUUGAGCUUGGUCACAGGUAUCAUCUUUUUCUAUUCGAAUUAGAUGGUUCAUCUUGGUUUUCAAAGAAAGAGUUUCGCGUGCAUUCUUGUUGGCAGCACUUGUGUAGAAAAGAAGCUAGUAAGAUCAAGUUUUUGCAUGUUUUACAAAGUUAUGAUGAUGAUAUGAAAGACCAACGUCGGUUGUGUGUCCAUUCCAACACUUUGUUUGCCUUCAAAGAAGUGCAUGACUCAAUAAAAAGUGAUUGCGCAUCUACUGCCCGUUCUCUCCUUUGUUUAGGUACUUUCCAUCAAUAUCCAGUGCCAAUACAUGCCAUGGAUUUCAAGUUGCUUAGGGUGCUGGAUGCCCUUAUGGUCCGGUUUUACCACAUCCCACUUGAAAUUUUGAAAUAUGUUUGUCUAAACUACAUUGCCUUGACUUGCAACACAGAGCUCCCUAAUUCCAUAUCUAACCUGUGUCAACUUCAAGUCUUGAUCAUCACCAAAUGUAUAAACAUUAAAAAGCGUGGAGCUUUGUCGUAUAUGCCGGUGGAAAUAUGGGACAUGCAAGAACUGCAACAUAUUCAUGUUGUGGGCAUAGAUCUACCAACCCCUAAUUCUGAUGCGACUUUGGACAAACUCUCUAGUCUUGGUGGUGUGACCGCAAAGAGUUUCACUAGAGAAAUUCUCAAAAAAGUCCCUAAUUUAAAGGAGUUAUUUUUCAGAUAGAGUUUAAGCCUUAUGAUUACGACGAUGAUAGUAACCCAUUGAGUGGCUUGGAUCAUCUCUCAAAAGAGCUCCACAAUUUGGUUAAACUCUCAUGUUUGGUACAGAGCCCUGAUAUGAAGUAUGUGUCUAUGGUUCCUCUAUCAAUGUUCCCAUCAAGUCUGGUAAUAUUGCACUUAAGUGGCUUAGGGUGUCCAUGGAAGCACAUGAAUGACAUUGGUUUCAUGCUACCAAAUCUUAUUUCCCUCGCAUUAAAACAUUAUGCCUUUCGUGGGAUAUAGAAUCAGGGUGUUUUUGGAAACUUAAGACACUUAUAAUUGAAGAUACUGAUUUAAUGCUGUGGAGACCUCAACAUGGAAGUCUCCCAAGCCUUAGGCUCCUGAGCAUACGACAUUGCUACAAAUUACAACAGCUCGAUUGGAUGAAUGAUCUGUCAACGGUCACAACGGUAACAGUUGAAUUAGUUGAGUGCAAUCCCUUAGCAGUCGCAUCAGCCAAGCAAUUAAGACCAGAAUCUCACUUUAAGAUUCGUUUCUACUCUUCUUUUUGAGAUGACAAGUCGUAUCUAGACUCUCAACUUGGUUAACAGGCAAAAUGAGAGAGCAUAAGGGAUUAGACGCUAUGUUGUAUUGCCAUGUUGUUCAUAUUAAUCUAAGGAUAGUAAUUUGUUGGAUUUUGUUGAGGAUUAUGAAACCUUAAUGUUAAAUUAUGUUUGAUUUUGU